UAUUAACGGUCUGUUGUGUACUUCCUCAUUCUUCGUUUCAUUAAAACUUACUUGACUUAAAUGCAGCAGAUUGACUUGUGUUCGGCACCUUCUGAUAUUCUUCAAACCUUCAGAGACCGUUUUCCUUCAGGUUGACAACCCUAUUGGAUUUUUGCAGGAAGCCACGAUGACACCAGAGGACCUUUUGAAGACUCUGGAGGAUUUAACAGCCGAUGAAUUCAGGGACUUCAAAUGGUAUCUGCGGCAUCCUGACAUCCUGGAAGGGUACCAAACCAUCAAAGUGUCCAAACUAGAGACAGCAGAAAGGCGGGACACAGUGGAUCUGAUGGUGAACAACUAUACACUUCCCAGAGCUCUGAUGGUGACCAGAAAGGUUUUAGAGAAGAUAAACAGGAACAAUCUGGUGCAGAGUCUGUCAGGCACCAGCUCAGGACCAGAAGGAUCAGUGAAUGUCAAUGAUGUUGGAGAGACGUCACAGAACAGAGUACCUUCCUCCACUCAGAGUGAAAGUAAAGCUUCUGUAUUCUCAGAUGAGAUUAUUCCAGUACCAACGCCACACCCCAUCUCAUAUUACCAACACUUGCUUCAGUCAAACCUCCAGAAUAAAUUUAUGUGUGCACAAGAGGGGUGGAUGGAGAAGAAGGAUGAGCAACCUCUGGUCGAUAUCUACACAGAACUGUACAUCACAGCUGGAGGUGACAUACACAUCAACACACAGCAUGAGGUCAGACAGAUUGAGGCAGUGGGGAAGUCAUCAGAAACAGAGACACCAAUUAAACCCAGUGACAUAUUCAAACCCCCCUCUGGAAAAACAAGAGCCAUAAGAGCAGUGCUGACCAGGGGAUUUGCAGGAAUUGGCAAAACGUUUCUUGUGGGCAAGUUUGUGUUGGACUGGUCUGAAGGAAGAGCCAAUCAAGAUGUGCAUCUCAUAUUCCCCUUCAGCUUCCGCCAGAUGAAUUUAUGGAAGGGAGAAAAGUUCUGUUUGGCAGAGCUCAUUCAUAAAAGUAUCAGGGAGACCAAAGACAUCCCAGAAGAAGCUCUGAAUCACAUCUUUACAACUUUGCAGUCAUCAGGAAACACCAACUAUGACAGAAGUAAAUUCAAACUUCUAUUUGUUUUGGAUGGACUGGAUGAGAGCCGCCUUCAACUGGACUGCUCUACCAGUAAAACCCAGAACACAGACUUUGAUGUGACAAAGUCGACCUCAGUGGAUACGCUGCUGAAGAACCUCAUCAGAGGUAAUCUGCUUCCCUCUGCUCGCCUUUGGAUAACCACACGACCUGCAGCAGCCAAUCAGAUCCAUUCUGAUUUUAUUGACAUAGUGACAGAGGUCAGAGGGUUCACUGACCCACAGAAGGAGGAGUACUUCAGGAAGAGGUUCACAGAUGAGGAGCAGGCCAGCAGAAUUAUCUCCCAUAUCAAGACAUCAAGAAGCCUCCACAUCAUGUGCCACAUCCCAGUCUUCUGCUGGAUCACUACUAUAGUUCUGGAGGGUGUGUUGAAGACCAGAGAGGGAGGAGAGCUGCCCGAGACCCUGACUGAGAUGUAUGUAGAAUUCCUGGUGUUUCAGAUUCAUCAGACAAAAGAGAAGUAUGACCAAGAACAGUGUGUUCAGUACAUUAAGUCAUUAGCUGAACUGGCUUUCCACCAGCUGGAAAAGGGCAACCUGAUCUUCUACGAGAAAGAUCUGAAAGAGAGCGGCAUUGAUGUCAGUGGAGCCUCAGUGUGCUCAGGAGUGUUCACAGAGAUCUUUAAAGAGGAACAUGGGAAGAAGACUGAUGAAGACAAGAUGUUUAGCUUCGUCCAUCUGAGUGUUCAGGAGUUUUUGGCAGCUUUAUAUGUGGAGAUGUCGCUCAUCAACAAAAACAAGAAUGUGAUGUCUGAGCCAGCGCAAACUGUUGGCGAACAUGUUCGAAUGGUUUUCAGCAAAACAUCAGUGACAGCAGUCCACAGGUUUGCUGUUGACAAGGCCUUAGAGAGUCCAAAUGGAUACCUGGACUUGUUCCUCCGCUUCCUCCUGGGUCUCUCUCUGCCAACAAAUCAGACCAAACUCCCUCAGGGCCUACUGAAAGAAACAAGAAGCUCACAGACCAAUCAAAAAACAGUCAAGUACAUCAAGAAGAAGAUCAGUAAGAAUAUGUCUCCAGAGAGAACCAUCAAUCUGUUCCACUGUCUGAAUGAACUGAAUGAUCGUUCUCUAGUGGAGGAGAUCCAACAGUACCUGAGUUCGGGAAGUCUCUCCACAGAUGAACUGUCUCCUGCUCAGUGGUCAGCUCUGGUCUUCAUCUUACUGUCAUCAGAAACAGAUCUGGAUGUGUUUGACCUGAAGAAAUACUCUGCUUCAGAGGAGGCUCUUCUGAGGCUGCUGCCAGUGGUCAAAGCCUCCAACAAAGCUCUGCUGAGUGGCUGUAAUCUGUCAGAGAGAAGCUGUGAAGCUCUGUCCUCAGUUCUCAGCUCCCAGUCCUCUAGUCUGAGGGAGCUGGACCUGAGUGACAACAAACUGCAGGAUUCAGGACUUAAUCUGUUUUCUGCUGGACUGAAGAAUUCAAGCUGUAGACUGGAAAGACUAAGAUUAAAUCAAACCAGGCUCACAGAGAAAUGCUGUCAAGAGUUCUCAGCAGUUCUCAGCUCCCAGUCCUCUAGUCUGAGAGAGCUGGACCUGAGUGACAACAACCUGCAGGAUUCAGGAGUGAACCUGCUCUCUAAAGGACUAAAGAAUCCACACUGUAGACUGGAGACUCUCAGGUUAAAUGAAACCAGUCUCACUAAGAUAAGCUGCCAGGAGUUCUCCUCAGUUCUCAGCUCCCAAUCCUUUUGUCUGAGAGAGCUGGACCUGAGUAACAACAACCUGCAAGAUUCAGGAGUGAAGCUGCUCUCUGCUGGACUUGGGAGUCCACACUGUACACUGGAGACUCUCAGGCUGAGUAGCUGUAAUCUGUCAGAGAGAAGCUGUGAAGCUCUGUCCUCAGUUCUCAGCUCCCAGUCCUCUAGUCUGAGAGAGCUGGACCUGAGUAACAACAACCUGCAGGAUUCAGGAGUGAAGCUGCUCUCUACUGGACUCGAGAGUCCACACUGUACACUGGAGACACUCAGACUGUCAGGCUGUAUGACCUCAGAGGAAGGCUGUACUUCUCUGGCCUCAGCUCUGAGAUCCAACCCCUCCCAUCUGAGAGAGCUGGACCUGAGCUACAACCAUCCAGGAGACUCAGGAGUGAAGCUGCUGACUGCUGGACUGGACGAUCCACACUGGAGACUGGACACUCUCAGGGUGGAACACGGUGGAGAGCAGAGGCUGAAACCUGGUCUGAGGAAGUAUUCCUGUGAACUCACAGUGGACACAAACACAGUGAACAGAAACAUCAAACUGUCUGACAACAACAGGAAGGUGACAAUAGUGAAAGAGGAGCAGCCAUAUCCUGAUCAUCCAGAGAGAUUUGACUAUUGGUUUCAGCUGCUGUGUAGAAAUUGUCUCACUGGUCGCUGUUACUGGGAGGUCGAGUGGAGAGGAAGAGUUCACGUAUCAGUGAGUUACAGAGGAAUCAGAAGGAAAGCAAACAGUGCUGACUGCUGGUUUGGACGGAAUAAUCAGUCCUGGAGUCUGCUCUGCUCUGAUGUUGGUUGUUACUAUGUCAGGCAUAAUAGGACAAAGACAGACAUCCCUGCCUCCUCCUCCUCCUCCUCCUCCUCCUCCUCCUCCUCCUCCUCCUCUUCCUCUGUCUGUAACAGAGUAGCAGUGUAUGUGGACUGUCCUGCUGGCACUCUGUCCUUCUACAGAGUCUUGUCUGACACACUGAUCCACCUCCACACCUUCAACACCACAUUCACUGAACCUCUUUAUCCUGGGUUUGGGUUUGGGAUAUUCUCAUAUGGAUCCUCAGUGUCUCUGUGUUCACUGUAGGAGGAAGAGUCUCUGCUGACAAACAACACAUGCACAUUCACAAACUGUCUGUUUUUCCUCUCUGUUGAAUGUGCUGCAUGGCCUUGAUUUUAAACGCGACAAGUUAUGAAGAUGUUUUAGAUUUUCUUUUUAUUUCUUUCACACAAAAAUUUUGUAGAAAUAUGAUUUCAUACUGGUUAUCAUUAAUGUCAUUGAUCAUUAAAGGCUGAGACAUUG
Dicentrarchus labrax (European seabass) is the source of this 4114-nucleotide messenger RNA. RefSeq names its product NACHT, LRR and PYD domains-containing protein 12-like. The record is from RefSeq and is a predicted model, not a curated record. NCBI's taxonomy places the organism in Eukaryota, Metazoa, Chordata, Actinopteri, Moronidae. Bases 167 to 3898 code for a protein of 1243 amino acids. The transcript has 11 exons. Gene Ontology annotation, molecular function: protein binding.